AUGUUGAUAGUUUGCAGGUUCACUGGCGGCCUGGCAGCGUCGCUGUUAUUUUCCGGUUUCGAAUGCUGGAUGGUGUCCGAGCAUGUCGGUCGCAAGCAGUUAUCCACGGGCCUCUUUUUGAGCAUGUUCGGUCUGAUGCACUCGACCAUGUAUUUGGUGGCCAUCGUCAGCGGCUUCGUGGCUGGCGUGGUGGCCGAGCGUUUUAAGCUGCAUCCACUGUGGGAGGGAUCCGUUGUUCAUGUGGGUGGUGACUCUGGACCUUUGGACCUGGCAGCAAUACGCCUGACUGCAGGUGCUGUGUUGAUCUCGCACACGUGGAAGGAGAUUUACGGCGAAUAUCGUGGCGAGCAGAACGACAAUAUUCUUGCAAUAUUGGAAGAUGCGUUCACGCUCUUCUGGAGAGUUCAGUGGACACCCCUGCUCGACGCCAUCGCUGCCUGCUUAGAAAGAGCCAGGUACGUCUUCAACUCCAAUUGUUCCCCAACUUUGAAGAGCGCCGUGAUGCUCAUUCUCUCGUUGUUCAUGAUGGCCUGCAUGUGCGGCACGUCCGUGCACACCGCUAUGGCCGAGAUGAUGCGGCCGAAGUUGCGGCUCCGCACUGUCUUCCCGUUGGGCAUGUUGUCCCUCGUGGAGGCCUCCAUAGGCGCAACAUGUUCGGCAGAAGAUCCAGCUCGUGGGUAA
This is a messenger RNA of Prorocentrum cordatum, 681 nucleotides long. The record is from the annotation of a GenBank genome assembly. NCBI's taxonomy places the organism in Eukaryota, Dinophyceae, Prorocentrales, Prorocentraceae.